CACUAUAAAUACAUGGGCUAAAUGAUCGAUAAGAACACACCAAGGAAAAACAAAGAGAGAAGAAAAAAAAUUAAAAGAGCAUAAAAGAAGAAAAGAAAAUGACUAGCAUGGAUGAGAAAUGGGAAGAACUUAGUGGGAAAAACAAUUGGGAUGGGCUAUUAGAUCCAUUAGAUGUUGAUCUUCGUAAAUACAUCAUUCAAUAUGGAGAAUUGGCUCAUGUAACUUAUGACACCUUCAUCGAUGAUAAGGCAUCAAAAUAUGCAGGAGCUAGCAGAUACGCGAUGGAAAAUCUUUUUGCAAGAGCUGGACUUGAUCCAUCGAAGUAUAGAGUAACCAAAUACUUCUAUGCUACCUCUUCCAUGCCACUUCCUGAUGCUUUCAUUCUAAAAUCAUGGUCAAGGGAAGCAUGGAGUAAGGAAUCAAAUUUUAUGGGGUAUAUUGCUGUGGCUACUGAUGAGGGUAAAGUUACAUUAGGAAGGAGGGAUAUUGUGGUUGCUUGGAGAGGAACAAUUCAGACACUGGAGUGGGUUAAUGACCUUCAGUUUUUACUUAUCCCAGGACCAAAAAUAUUUGGUGAUGGGGGUUUGGUUCCUUUGUUCCAACCAUUGGUGCAUCAUGGCUUCUACGGUAUUUAUACAUCUGAGGAUCCACGAUCAAAGUUUAAUCAAGCUAGUGCUAGAGACCAGGUCCUUGAAGAAGUGAAAAGAUUGGUCGAGGAAUAUAGGGACGAAGAGGUCAGUAUAACAGUGGCUGGCCAUAGCUUAGGUGCAUCACUUGCAACUAUGAAUGCAGUUGACAUCGCCUUCAAUGGUAUCAACAAAACAAGCACUGGCAAGGAGUUCCCAGUGACAGCUUUUGUAUUUGCAAGUCCUAAAGUUGGUGAUCUCAAUUUUCAAAAGGCAUCUUCCAAACUGAAAAACCUUCACGUCUUGAGAGUCCACAACUUAUUGGACAUUGUACCUAAAUACCCACCCGUUGGCUAUUUCGACAUUGGACAGGAGAUAGUAAUUGACACCACAAAAUCCCCCUAUUUGAAGGUGAAUCCUGGAGAUCCACACACUAGGCAUAAUUUGGAAGGGUACUUGCAUGGAAUUGAUGGUACUCAAGGAAUUGGACCUUUAGCAGGUUUUAAACUAGAGGUGAAUCGCGAUCUCGCACUUGUGAACAGGAUAUGGGACAUUCUAAAAGAUGAAUAUUUGGUACCUGGGGCAUGGUGGGUCGAGAAGAACAAAGGAAUGGUUCAGCAAGAAAAUGGUAAGUGGGUUCUGAUGGAUCGCGAGGAAUAUGACUUGUGAAAGAGAGCUAUGGUUUAAUUAAUUUUACAUGUACGUACGUCGCUUUAAUUUACUUCUCUUCAUGUAAUGUUGUAAUAAUAAAGGGGUUUCCUUGAGGUUGAAAAAGAGAACCAUAUGUAUAUAUUAUGGUUACUCUAAUAAUAUAUACGUAGUUGUCCUUUCGAAUUGUGGGUGAUAAACUUCAUUGUCAAUCUAUUUUCUAUAUAUGUCAACAUGUUUUCAUUUA
Capsicum annuum is the source of this 1521-nucleotide messenger RNA. RefSeq names its product phospholipase A1-IIgamma. The record is from RefSeq and is a predicted model, not a curated record. Gene Ontology annotation, molecular function: glycerophospholipid phospholipase A1 activity. Bases 99 to 1295 code for a protein of 398 amino acids. Gene Ontology annotation, biological process: lipid metabolic process. NCBI's taxonomy places the organism in Eukaryota, Viridiplantae, Streptophyta, Magnoliopsida, Solanales, Solanaceae. The transcript is spliced from 2 exons.